UUUUUUUAAAUUACUACACCAUCGUAUUUCGUUGAAGCAAUAGAGCUUUCUGAAAGAAAAUGUGACUUAGUUUUUACUUUGUAGAGUAUUUUGCAACUAAUGUUGCUGUAUAUUCUUUAGGUGGUCAGGUGGUUUUACCUUAUACCUCCAACAAGUACUCCAAAGAAGAAAAGAUUCUGAAGAAUCAGUCAAGUUUUCUGUCUGGUCCAAGUAACACCCCUGUCUUAACCACUAGCAGGAGAAAUGAAGCAUAUUAUCAAUCUAUAUGAAAACAUCAAUGACACAACAAGAAAUAAUUCAGACUGCCCUCAUGUGGUUUUGCCAGAAGAGAUAUUUUUCACAAUAUCCAUCAUCGGAGUUUUGGAAAAUCUGAUGGUCCUUCUGGCUGUGAUGAAGAAUAAGAAUCUCCAGUCACCCAUGUACUUUUUCAUUUGCAGCUUGGCCAUUUCUGAUAUGUUGGGCAGCCUAUAUAAGAUCCUGGAAAAUAUCCUGAUCAUGUUCAGAAACAUGGGUUAUCUCAAGCCUCGUGGUAAUUUUGAAACCACAGCAGAUGACAUCAUCGACUCCCUGUUCAUCCUCUCCCUCCUUGGCUCCAUUUUCAGCCUGUCUGUGAUAGCUGUUGACCGCUACCUCACAAUCUUCCAUGCUCUACAGUACCACAGCAUUGUGACCAUGCGCCGUGCCAUUGUCGUCCUGAUGGUCAUCUGGGCGAGCUGCACAGGCAGCGCCGUUACCAUGGUGAUCUUCUCCCAUCACAUCCCCACAGUGAUCACCUUCACAUCGCUAUUUCCUCUGAUGUUGGUCUUUAUCCUGUGCCUCUAUGUGCACAUGUUUUUGCUUGCUCGGUCCCACGCCAGGAAGAUCUUGACCCUUCCCAGAGCCAACAUGAAAGGGGCCAUCACACUGACCAUCCUACUUGGGGUCUUCAUCUUCUGUUGGGCCCCCUUUGUCCUUCACAUCCUGUUAAUGACGUUUUGCCCAAAUAACCCUUACUGUGCCUGCUACAUGUCCCUCUUCCAGGUGAAUGGCAUGUUGAUCAUGUGCAAUGCAGUCAUUGACCCCUUUAUAUAUGCCUUCCGGAGCCAAGAACUCAGGGAUGCAUUUAAAAAGAUGAUCCUCUGUAGCAAGUACUGGUAGGAUUAUUAGUCCCUGAUUUUAGAAGCCAUGGAGAUAAUAUUGUCAAGGGACAGAAUAUCAUGACAUACCAACAAAUGCUAAUGCUUUCCAACUGUCCUUUCCUUCCCUAAUGUGCAUGAGGAUAAUCCCACAGACUAGUGUUUGUAAUAGCUUAACCCUAUGUGAAGUCUUGUAAGUACAACUUUUAUAACUAAGGAGAUAAAAUAAUAUAUUAAAAAGAGGUACAGAAUACAAAGCACAGACAGUAGUACAAAUUUGAGAGCUUUGCACUAAGGCAAAAACUUGUUCUUCUAUAGCUAUCUAUCAAGUCUGUUUCUGGGUGGCCUUUCUGGCCUGGAGACCAUUGUAAUCAAUUUCUAGAAGUUAAAGUACAAGGACAAAUACUCAGGGCACAAGCUGCAAUAUCUUUGUAAGUCAAAGAUGCCAAUAAAUUACUGCAGUUGAAUUUGCCUAUCAUGCACUACCACACAGAA
Messenger RNA from Felis catus (domestic cat), 1610 nucleotides. RefSeq names its product melanocortin 2 receptor (gene MC2R). Lineage: Eukaryota; Metazoa; Chordata; Mammalia; Carnivora; Felidae. Gene Ontology annotation, molecular function: corticotropin receptor activity. Bases 244 to 1137 code for a protein of 297 amino acids. Gene Ontology annotation, biological process: G protein-coupled receptor signaling pathway. The record is from RefSeq and is a predicted model, not a curated record. The transcript has a single exon. Gene Ontology annotation, cellular component: membrane.